This is a messenger RNA of Lentinula edodes (shiitake mushroom), 531 nucleotides long. RefSeq lists its product as uncharacterized. The record is from RefSeq and is a predicted model, not a curated record. Bases 1 to 531 code for a protein of 176 amino acids. The transcript has 5 exons. NCBI's taxonomy places the organism in Eukaryota, Fungi, Basidiomycota, Agaricomycetes, Agaricales, Omphalotaceae.
AUGACUCCCGACGAGCAAGCGAUGGUGUUCUCCUUUGCCCAGUCCACAUUCUUCAACACUGUAAAUUUGAUAGUAACUAUCACCGGGUAUGGAGCAUUUGUUUUGGGAACAAUCAUUGCCGUCGUAUCUCUCAGGAGAAGAACCUGGGGACGGUCACAGACUAUCCUACUCGUUUGUCUGCUCGUGAUAUUUUCUUGCUUCACCUGGGACAUCUUCUACUCUGGAGGAUUCAACAUCUCCGAUAUCCGGUAUACAUUUGUGCAAACCUUACCAGGGGGCCUGGUGGCUCAAGCUGAAGCAUCCGAUCGGAAAACGUUGGCGUGGCAGUAUAUGCCAUCGUGGGCUGCAACGGUCAAUCUUCUCUUGAGCGAUUGCAUCGUUGUUUGGAGAGCGUGGAUAUUAUUCCGAGAUGGAAAAUUCUGGAAAGUUUCUCUAGUGGUUCUCAUGAUAGCCAACAUAGGCGUCAAUGUCGCUGAUUGUAUCUGGGGUAACAUCGAACUCAGUGUCGAGAUCGCAAGCUCCACUACUUGA